AUGGAGAGCAAGCACCACAGCCGGCUUGCAACCAUCGGUGGCCAAGGCCACAAGCAAUUCAUUCCCUUCGGACCCACCCUUCUCGAGUUCAUGCGUUCACGCCGGGGCGACGAGCGAUAUGUGCGCGUCUUUCACAUGAUGACAUGGGUAAAAAAGAACCAUCAUGCGUGGCCGGUGGAGUACCUGUCGACCAAGAAGAACGAGAGUGUCGGGCUCCAGUCCUUCCGGUGCUUGCUCCUUCUCUUCGCAGAACGCCAUCGCUAUUACUACCGAAUGCCAUGUGCCAGCAAGCGGAUGCAGAAAGUUCUCGAUGACACCGCCGUGUGCUUUGACAUGCCCCGUGGCAAGACGCUGGCCGAGGUGGGCACAUCGAGCAAGUACACCUUUGCGCGAGGCACUCGAACCAAGUUGCCUCUGUUGUUCAUCGUCAAGAGCCAACCAGAUGGCACCAUCGAGAAGCAGGAGCUGAGUCAUACCCGGCUGGCCAUCACUACGCAGUCCAGAAGAAUGCGUGGAUGA
Molecule: messenger RNA, 519 nt
Organism: Aphanomyces astaci
Lineage: Eukaryota; Oomycota; Saprolegniomycetes; Saprolegniales; Verrucalvaceae
Exons: 3
Coding region: 1-519 (172 amino acids)
Source: RefSeq, a predicted model, not a curated record